This is a messenger RNA of Funneliformis geosporum, 1218 nucleotides long. The record is from the annotation of a GenBank genome assembly. NCBI's taxonomy places the organism in Eukaryota, Fungi, Glomeromycota, Glomeromycetes, Glomerales, Glomeraceae.
AUGUUGUUGGGACCAUAUUCAUUAGAAAUUAUUGUUGACGGAUCACCUAUUCCCGAGCUUAGCGAACCCGUGAAAAAUUUAAAAGUACCCACUUCCACCGGUCCUUCGUACAUUUUUAAUGAAUUGACCGGACAAUGGCAUAUUAGUGAUUCCAUUACUUGGGCCAAAGUACGAGAUACUGGUUCACACUUUGCCGUUAGAUUCUCCUCAUCAUCAGUUUCACCUUGGUUUCCCCUAAUGGCUUUUCUCGUUAUUGAUGGUCAAUUGGAUUAUCGUUACGUGGAAAUUUAUAAUACUGAUUUCCACUCGCGAGAUCAUUUCUUAUCAUCUGAUAAAUCCACAAAAUAUUUUUUUAAAUUCAAUCAUUCCAUUUGGUCUGAUGAAUAUCAACCUAAAGGUUGCGAUUUUAACACAAGAUAUGGAGGUCUUGGUGCGGUUUCCUUGUAUUUUUACAGGGCAAAGUCAAUCAACGAAAAGUGUGAUGUCAUGCCACAUGUUGACAUCCGGCAACCCGUCCUAUCGGAAAGAAAAGUUACCAGAGAUAUUACAAUCUCUACAAGUUUUGAUGUGACCUUAAACCAUUUAGGUCUUUCCAUUCCCAAUAUGAACUAUUUGCAAUCUUUGUAUUGCGUUCCUAUUGGAGUUUUACACUUGCAUUAUCGAACUUUAAAUGUUGUUUCGUUACCAAUUCAUUUUCCACCAUGUGAAGCUAUCGCACGAUAUUUCACUCGUUACAUGAUUAUGGAUCCAAAGCAAGGAUCUAAAUAUGGUGAAUCCUUACCGAUCAAACAUGAACUCGAAUGUAAUGAAUUCUUAUCAACCAAACAAGUAUCAGAAUAUAAUGAAUACUUGUCAAUAAAACAAGAACCCGAAUGUCAUGGAUUCUUAUCAAUAAGGCAUGCACCUGAGGAAUGUGGAUUUACACCAAUAAAGCAAGAGAAUUUUCAAGUUGAAGUACUUGCCUCGGAAAAUCAAAAGGAUGUAAACUCUUGGUUUGAUUUGAAUCAUUCAACGAAUCAAUCCUUUGCGAAUUUCAGGCAAGAAAUCAAAAAAGAAUUAAUCACUCCAAUCAAGAUUGAAACAAUUAGUAUGGUCGCCAAGCACCAUGAUUUUGUGGAUCACAAGAAGAACAAAGUUGGAGGAGGAACGAAGAAGAAAAACAAAAAAAAAAGUCAUCGUAGUUGUAAAAAGAAAUUACGUAAAUCAAAAUUAGCUUAA